AUGCAACUGUCUGGGGAUCCUGCAGCUGCUGCUGCUGCUGCUCCUGUUGAUGCUGCUGCUGCUGCUGCUGCUCCCGGAGCCUCUACGCAAUGCAGCAGCAAGAUAAGGCCCUCAGACAGCGAGUUUGCAAUAGUUCUGACGGACUCAGAAGACGAAGCAGCACCAACUGCUCAAGUGCAGCAACAGCAACAGCAACAACAACAGCAGCAGCAGCAGCAGCAGCAAACGUCAAGCAGCAAACCAAGCCACGAGGCUUCCCCAAGACGCUGCAGACGGUCAGUCAACCUCGAAGACUCCGACAGCGCCCCUGAGGGCCCCCCUGAAAGCAACAGGGGCCCCCCGGUGGGCCCCCCUGGGGGGCCUCCUGGGGGGCCCCCUGGGGGGCCCCCCUCGAAUAGUGGAGAAGUUUUAUUUGCUGCUGCUGCUGCUGCUGCUGCUGCGGGGGGCCCUUUUCGGCGGCGCUCUGCGCGUUUGGCGGCCUUGAGCGGUUCGGGUGUAUGUACACCGGGGCGCACCCCAAGACGAAGUGAAGGCGCUGCAGCAGCAGCAGCAGCAGCAGCAGGUACUGCUGCAGCAGCAGAUGCUGCAGCACUAGCAGCUGCUGCUGCUGCAGCAGACCCCCCUGCAGCCCAAGCCACGCAGGAGCCCAGCAGCAGAGACCCGGAGGCCCUCAGCAGCUCCGCUGCUGCUGCUGCUGCUGCUGCUGCUCCUGAGCUGACCCCCAGCAGCUCGCCGCAACUCUUGCGCCACAAGAAGCGGCUAAGGCGCAGCGUUGACUGCAGCAGCAGCGGCAGCAGCGGCAGCAGCAGCAGCAGCAGCAGCAACUUAUUGAAAUCUGACGAAGAAAGUUCGUCAGUCCCCAGGGUGAGGCGCCACCGCCGCUCUUUGGUCGUUUCUGAGGGCAGCAGCGACGACGAGGGGGGUUCCUCAGCUGCAGCAAACAGCAGCAGCAGCAGCAGCAGCAGCAGUAGCAGCAGCAGCAGCAGCAUGAAUAACGUCACUGCAACAGCUGAGAAUGACAGCAGCAGCAGCAGCAACGCGAGCUGUGAGCCGAAGACAAAUUUGCCGGAUGUUGAGGGGCCCCCAAGGACGCCGCUGCUGGAGGCUGCUGACCGCCCCAGCAGCAGCAGCAGCAGCAGCAGCAGCAGCAAUUCAGCCGCAGCAGGCAAAAGCAGCAGUAGCACUAUUGCGGCAGAAGAAAGCAGCAGCAGAGGCAGCAGCAGCAGCAACAGCAGCAGCAGCGCAACAGCUCCGAACGACCGCAGCGGCUCAGUGACUCCUCUACGACCGCACCGGCGCCUGCGCAGGCAGCAGCAACAGCAGCAGCAGCAGCAGCAGCAGCAAGAGCAGCAGCAGCAAGCGGAGCAAAAGGGUGACAGCGGCCGCCCAUCGCAGAAAGAACUGCAGCAGCGGCUGCAGCAGCUAGCCAAGAAGGUGAGGGAGCGGAGCCUCAAGUCGAGAGCCGUAGGCUAUGAAGGUUCCCACGCGAAAGAGGGCAGCAGCAGCAGCAGCAGCAACAGCAGCAGCAGCAGCAGCAGCAGCAGCGAAGAGGACCGGCACAAGGGGACUGUGAGGCGCGCAGCGACUGCGACAAGCGCCCGAAAGGCAUCUCGAUUCUUCUCGUUCGCUAGAGACCUCCGCGAGGCCGCGUCGGACUCAGAGGAAAGCGUCGGGAGUUUUAUUGCAGACAGCCAAAACGAGGUUUCUGGAACAGACAGCGGUUCGGAAGAGGAGCUGGAGUCGGAAAGCAGCGACACGUCUGCAGACGAAGCUCUCGAGGCCCUGCGAUAUCACCACCUGCUCAUGGAGGACAACGAAGCUCCCCUCCACUUAGAACAAACCCUAAGCCUCAGGGAGUGUUUUGAACUUUACGUCUUCUCUCUGGCCCUCAGUUUAUUUUCUCCCCAUUUGAGUCUGCAGCAGCUGCAGCAGGACUUUUCCGCAGCAGAAGCCUCUUUAUCAGCAGAAGGUGUGUGGGGUUCUUUGCUGCAGCAGCAGCAGCAGCAGCAGCAGGAGCAGCAGCAGCCUUUGUGUUUGUGCUGCAGCGGCGGAAGCGCUGGGCGAGUUGGAUGUGCCCAAGUUGGUGGCGAUGGAGACCCACACUUUCCCCCCCGAGUGCCUCCAGCAACUAAAGGCCUUUCCUUCUUGCACUCUGUCAGAAGCGCCAGAGUUCCUCGACAUAAAGAUCCUCGAGCUGAAAGGCCUUUUGUUUUCGACACUUUUGGGCCUUCAGCAGCAGCAGCAGCAGCAGCAGCGCCGGGAGCAGCCGCUGCAGCGGAACCCGAAGAGUGGGCAGAAGAGCCCGAAGAAAGCUUUGUGCAAACGGAAGCAGCAGCAGCAGCAGCAGCAGCAGCAGCAGCAGGAACAGCAGCAGGAGCAGAAAAAGACGGACCCGCAGCAGCAGCAGCAGCAGCUGCAGCAGCGGGAAGCAGGGAUGCAGCAUUUGCUUCCUUUUUGGAAACUGGGGGUUUUGGUCUUGGGAAAAUAUUUAAAAGAAAAGGAGAAGAAGAAGAAGAAGAAGAAGAGGGGCCCCCAGAAGAAGAAGAAGAGCAGCAGCAAAAGAAGCGGGGGGGCCUCUUCCGGCGGCUGCUGCAGCGGAAGGGGAAAGCAGCAGCAGCAGCAGAAGAAGGGGAAGAAGCAGAAGACUUCGGCGAGGAGGAGUCCGCAGAGGGCGGGCAGCAGCAGCAGCAGCAGCAGCAGCAGCAGCAGCAGCGGCGGCGGCGGAAGCUGGGGGCGGGGGUGAAGAAGAAGCUGCAGGCGGCGCUGCGGGCGCCCAAAGCCCUCCUCAGCAGCAGCAGCAGCAGCAGCAGCAGCAGCAAGACGCAGGUGGAACUUUCGCUGGACUUCUCCUCUCCUGCUGCUCCCAAGUGCAGCGCGCCUGCUGUUUGGAAGGGGAAGCUGCGGACUUCUUCAUUUAUUUUCUUUUCUUUUAAUUUGAGAGUUUUAGCAGCAGAAGUUUCCAGCAGCAACUUUGCUGCUUUUGUCUCCAGCGCCCUCGCCCUCGAAGCCACUUGCAAAGAAAAAAAGGGCUGCUUCCUCGAAGAUGCCCUCAUCUCUUGCGUCCAGGUGUCUUGUCCGAAGAAAGUGAAAGUGCGGGAAGAGCUGCUGCAGCACUUCAGCGCGCACAGAGCAGCAGCAAAUAAGCAGCUGGAGAAAGUAGCAGCAAUACUGCAGCAGCGGGGGGGCCCCGAGAAGCUAAGUAGAGAAGAAAGAGAACAAAUAGCAAAAGCUUAUGCUGAGCGUGUGCGGCAGCAGCAGGAGGAGGAGGAGCAGCAGCAGCAGCAGCGCCAGCUGCUGCUGCAGCAGCAGGUGCACCAGCACCAGCAGCUCGAGCAGCAGAGGCAGCAGCAAAUCGCGCUCCAGCAGCAGAUCCAGCAGCAGCAGCAGCUGCUGCAGCAGCAACCAAGACCCGGCGCCCCCGUCGUCGUCUCCGCAGCAGAAGAACCCCCCGAAGAAGAGGAGGAAGAGCAGCAGCAGCAGCAGCAGCAGCAGCAAAAGGAAGAACCCUCAAAGCCCCGCCCCAAAGUCCAGCUGAAGCUCACAGGAGCAGCAGCAACAGCAGCACCAGCAGCAACAGAAGCCCACGGGGUGUACGUACACCUCCUCGCUCUCAACGCCCUGUGGCUUCUCUGGCUCUGGUCAUAA
Eimeria tenella is the source of this 3645-nucleotide messenger RNA. RefSeq lists its product as uncharacterized. The coding region runs from base 1 to 3645 and encodes 1214 amino acids. NCBI's taxonomy places the organism in Eukaryota, Apicomplexa, Conoidasida, Eucoccidiorida, Eimeriidae. Gene Ontology annotation, cellular component: intracellular membrane-bounded organelle; cytoplasm; vesicle. Gene Ontology annotation, molecular function: clathrin binding. Gene Ontology annotation, biological process: clathrin coat disassembly; clathrin-dependent endocytosis. The record is from RefSeq and is a predicted model, not a curated record. The transcript has 7 exons.